AUGCCCCUACCAUACAGCAGUAUAUUCUUUAAUACAUUCUCUGAUGAUAGUAUCAUUAAAAUUAUGAGCUCUCCUAUGAGCUCUCUGAUGAGCUCCCCUCUGAGUCAGCGCGAACAAUCUGUGUCUGUUGAAUCCACUGUCCUCCCUUCGCGGAGCCCAUCACCUCAGGCUGAACCAGAAAAGACACAGAAGAGAGACUGUCCUCCCAAGGAACAGCCAGAAAAAGCUAUAUAUCCCCAGGAUGAGAUGAAGAAGCCUGACAAAAGACGAAAAGAUGUAGCAGCACUCCUCAAAAUUGCACAAGGCCUGGAUUGGGAUGAAGUGAAGGUCAAGAUUACUGAGAAGCUCGCUGAACGUCUCAAGCUUAAGAAACCUGAUCUCUCAGACUACAAACUCACAUUCUCGGUACCUCAGCAUCAAACAUCUCCAAUCCCACUUGUGAAUGAAGAUGACUUCGACAACCUAUGUGAAGUAGCCAUCAAGUGCAAGGACCCUCAAGCGAAGGUUAUUAUCGAGGCUAUUCUCAAGAAGGCACUGUUAGAUGACAAUACCUUGAUCAAGAAAGGGACGGGGAAAGAAAACAAUGUUGGCAGUGACAAUGAAGAUGAUGGGACCGACGACGACAGUGCCAACAGGCCAAAGAAGAAGAAGAAAGGCAAGAAAACCCCAGAUGAACUUCCAUUGAACAUCAAGGUUGCUGCACACAUGAAGACACUGCAGAACUGGUGGGUCUGUGAAGAAUCCACCCCUGUGACUGUAAAACAACCUCCAAACCAUCGUGCUUUUGAUGGUUUGCAUGACAACCAAAUGGCUGUGAAAUCACCUCUCCUUCAGCAACAUUUAUCCGAUCGUGACAAGAACACAUCCAGUGCUCCAACCAUCAACUUCAACAUACCACCUGAGCUCCUUGGGUUCCUUCGUCCCCCAGCACCUGAGAAUGCGGCCAACAUGGUAGCACUGCCACACAGAGACCGAGAGUUGAUGCCCCUCCUACCUCCAACAAUGCAGCCUGGUCUCGAUCUCACACUUAUUGAUUUCUGCACUAAGUUUUCACUUGCAAAUGCAAUCCUGACCAAGUUACACAAUAACAGCUACACAGGAACACAUACCAUCAAGUACAUUGUGGUCUCCGAGCUGAAAGAAAUGGGGUUCAUGAAUGGCAAGAUCGCGGCGAUGAAGGAUGCUGUCGAACAAUGGUCUCGUCAAGGGACCCUCAGGCCCCUAUCGUCUCCGCCAAACAUCGCUGUCACAACCGCGUUACAACACGUGACAGAUGACAUCACCGGCACGUGA
Molecule: messenger RNA, 1293 nt
Organism: Suillus paluster
Lineage: Eukaryota; Fungi; Basidiomycota; Agaricomycetes; Boletales; Suillaceae
Exons: 6
Coding region: 1-1293 (430 amino acids)
Source: RefSeq, a predicted model, not a curated record